AUGGCUCCUACUUCUUGCUCAAGGAAUGAGUUCAACCCCACCGAUGAUGAACUCAUUCAAUUGUUUCUUUACAAUAAGAUCAAUGGGAACCCAUUGCCUAAAGAUGUUACUAUUCUUGAAUAUGACUUAUUUGGUAUAAAGAACCCUUGGGAGAUUUGGGAAGACUUUGCAGGUUCACAUUCUUAUCAUGGAACUGACCUUUAUUUCUUCACCACCCCAAAGAAAAAGUUCUCCACUUGGUCACGCUCGGUUCGCACCAUUGAGUGUGGUUCAUGGGAAGGUGAAGACAGUGGAAAAAUUGUUGUGGCUAAUGGCACGAAGCAAUGUGUUGGGGUAAAGAGACGUUUACGUUUUGAAAAGAGUGGCACCGACAAUGAUGGUGCUUGGAUCUUGCAUGAAUAUAGCAUUGAUUCAUCAUUGUUAAACAAUUCAUCUGCCAACAAUUAUGUUCUAUGCAGGUUAAGAAAGAAUAUACGACAUGAUGAUUAUAACAAAAAGAAUUUAAAUAGAACUAGGCAAGAAGAGAUCAAGGUGACCCAACAAAGGAAGAGAGUUGUUCUUGGACUUCGAGCUCCCACCGCAUAUGUCGAUAGGAAUGUUUGUUCGGGGGAAGACAUUCAUCAAGAACCAAGAAAACAAGUUGAAUGUGGAGACAAGAGAACCAAAGAGGUUAUGAUUUCCGCAAGAACUGAGUUGGUAUAUAAGGAAGACGAAGAUGAUGAUCUCACCAUGAUUUGGCCAGAGUUAUUUUCGUUGCAGUUGAGAAAGGCUAAUGGAGGCUUAGUCCAAGAGAAAGAGAUCCAAAUGCUUCCCAAUACAUUUUACUAUGAGUUGUUGUUGGAGAGGUUACCGCCAUUCUACAUAUGA
Gastrolobium bilobum is the source of this 867-nucleotide messenger RNA. Its product is annotated as NAC domain-containing protein 83-like. Gene Ontology annotation, biological process: regulation of DNA-templated transcription. Lineage: Eukaryota; Viridiplantae; Streptophyta; Magnoliopsida; Fabales; Fabaceae. Gene Ontology annotation, molecular function: DNA binding. The coding region runs from base 1 to 867 and encodes 288 amino acids. The record is from RefSeq and is a predicted model, not a curated record. The transcript is spliced from 3 exons.